AUGGAGCAAAAUAACACUGUUACUGAGUUCAUACUGCUAGGACUGACCCAAGAUCCAAUGAAAAAGAAAAUGGUAUUUGUAAUUUUCUUCAUUUUUUAUUUGGGAACUGUGGUAGGGAAUUUGCUCAUUAUUGUGACCAUCAAGUCCAGCCGCACACUUGGGAGCCCCAUGUACUUUUUCCUAUUUCAUUUGUCCCUUGCUGAUUCCUGCUUCUCAACUUCCACAGCCCCAAGACUAAUUGUGGACUCACUCUCUGCACAAAGAACCAUAUCUUACCAUGAGUGCAUGACCCAAGUCUUUGCAAUACAUUUCUUUGGCUCCAUGGAGGUCUUUGUUCUCAUCCUCAUGGCUAUUGAUCGCUAUGUGGCUAUAUGUAAACCCUUACAUUACCCAACCAUCAUGAGACGGCAGGUUUGCACAAUCCUGAUUGCUCUUGCAUGGGUAGGAGCUUUUAUCCAUUCCAUUACUGAGGUACUGCUGGCCUUGAAAUUGCCUUUCUGUGGGCCCAAUUUGAUUAAUCAUUACUGCUGUGAUUUGCAGCCCUUGCUGAAACUCGCAUGCAUGGACACGUAUAUGAUCAACCUAGAAUGGGUGUCUAACAGUGGGAGCAUUUGCACAGGCAGUUUUGUGUUUCUGAUGAUUUCAUACAUUGUCAUCUUGCAUUCACUGAGAAACCACAGUGCAGAAGGGAGGAGAAAAGCUCUCUCCACCUGCAUUACUCAUAUCAUCGUAGUAGUGAUAUUCUUUGGUCCAUGUAUAUUCAUAUAUGCACGCCCCCCAAGCACUUUCCCUAUGGACAAGAUGGUGUCCGUAUUUUAUACUAUUGGAACCCCUUUCUUCAACCCAUUCAUCUACACUCUUAGGAAUGCAGAAGUGAAAAAUUCCAUGAGAAAGCUAUGCCAUAUCACAACUACCUCAAAAAGCAAGAGAUGA
Molecule: messenger RNA, 933 nt
Organism: Mustela lutreola (European mink)
Lineage: Eukaryota; Metazoa; Chordata; Mammalia; Carnivora; Mustelidae
Product: olfactory receptor 4C11-like
Exons: 1
Coding region: 1-933 (310 amino acids)
Biological process (GO): G protein-coupled receptor signaling pathway
Cellular component (GO): membrane
Molecular function (GO): olfactory receptor activity; G protein-coupled receptor activity
Source: RefSeq, a predicted model, not a curated record